AUGAAAAAGAAGACAAAGAGGGGAAGUCGUACAUCCAGCGGAUUAAACGAAAGUCUGGCAGGUGGUUCUGGCGGCGAAACGAGGGACGAGCUGGCAGAAAUGGCGCGACCGACGCCAAGUGCAACGUUCACCAUACAACCUCCGGAGCCAUUUGAUUUCACCAAGCCACAAGAAUGGGAACGGUGGAUUAGGAGAUUCGACCGCUUUCGGCUUGCAAGCAACCUAAACGCAACGCCAGAGGAAAACCAGGUAAACACGCUGGUGUAUUGCAUGGGCGAUGAAGCCGAGGAUGUGCUAAAGGGGCUAACGCUAACAGCAGAUGCUAGGAAGAAAUACUCAGACGUGAAAGCAGGCUUUGAUGCAUUCUUCGUACCGAAAAAGAAUGUCAUAUAUGAGAGAGCCAAGUUUAAUCAGCGCGUACAACUGCCGGGGGAAACGGUGGAUUCCUUCAUCACUGCUCUAUACAGUUUAGCCGAACAUUGCAAUUAUGGACAGUUACAUGAGGAGCUGAUUCGCGACAGGCUGGUAGUCGGAUUGAGAAACGUGUCCUUGUCCGAGAAGUUACAGCUAGACAAAGACCUCACGCUCCAAACUGCCAUAGAAAAGACGAGGCUUUCGGAAGAAAUACGACGACAGCAGUCGGACCUGAGAGGUGAAAAUAGCGAAUGCCACAAUGUCGAUGCUGUGCAUGCUACCGCUAGCUACAGAAAGCCCAAAUUCCCCGCCAAGCUGGCACAGGCUCCAGGCAGAUACAAACCUGCACGAUCGCAGCAAAGUGCAAGGGCCUGCUAUAGAUGUGGGAAAACGCCAGUACAUGGAAAAGCAGAAUGCCCUGCGACAGAUGCUGUAUGUCACAGUUGUGGAAAGAAAGGACAUUAUAGCAAAGUGUGUAGGAACAGUGCAACUUCCCUGAAUGCUGUUACAGUAGAGGAAGAGGACAGUUUUUUCCUCGGGGCUGUGGAUGCUGGAAAAGAUCCAUGGACAGUGCAGCUACAAGUCAGAGACAAAAAAGUGUGCUUUAAGAUAGACACAGGUGCCGAUGUCACUGCCCUGCCGGCCGAGGUGUACGGUGACAUUGCUGGGGGGCUAGAUGUGACACGACUGGAGGCAUCAACACGCCCGCUCUUCGGACCUGGUGGCAAUGUACUCAAUGUCCUGGGCGUAGCUAGAGAGACACUGCGCAGAGGCGAGAAGAUGGCAGAAGAGGACAUUUAUGUCGUCAAAGAUCUGCACACUGCACUGCUGGGUCGGCCUGCCAUCCAACAGCUCCAACUUGUAAGCAGAGCGGACAGCAUCACCAUGGACACGGUGAAACAACAGUAUCCAAAGCUGUGCAGCGGCUUGGGCCUUGUGCGGAGGCCAUACACACUGAAACUGAAACCAGGUGCGGUGCCCUUCUCUCUUUCAACGCCUCGCAGAGUCCCUCUGCCACUCAUGGGAAAAGUGAGGGAGGAGAUAGGUCGCAUGGAGAAGAUGGGCGUGAUCACCAAGAUCGAGGAGCCGACCGAGUGGUGUGCCGGGAUGGUGGUGGUGCCAAAAAAAGAAGGUACUGUUCGCAUUUGUGUCGAUUAUACAAAAAUGAACGAAUCUGUGUGCAGAGAAAAAUUUAUCCUGCCAUCAGUUGAGCACACACUGGGCAUGCUAGCAGGUGCAACAGUAUUCAGUAAACUAGAUGCCAAUAUGGGCUUUUGGCAGGUGCCACUGACGAAAGAGUCUGCCAAAUACACCACCUUCAUCACUCCCUUUGGGCGCUACUACUUUAAUCGGCUACCCUUUGGCAUAGCUUCUGCCCCAGAACAUUUCCAGAGGAUGAUGAUGACGGAGGUGACCGCAGGCCUAGACGGGGUACUGUGUCACAUGGAUGAUGUGCUGGUAUGGGGACGGACACAGGAUGAGCAUGACAUGCGGCUACAUGCAGUGCUUCAGAAAGCACAAGAGACUGGCAUUACACUCAACAUGGACAAAUGUGAGCUCACACGACACACAGUCAAAUUCCUGGGCCAUGUGCUUUCAGCAGACGGCGUGAAGCCAGAUCCAGAGAAGACAAGCGCAGUACAAGAGAUGGAUCCGCCUAAAAAUGUCAGCGAACUCAGGAGUUUCCUGGGUAUGGUCAAUCAGCUGGGGCGCUUCAUACCUCACCUGGCUGAAAAGCACAAAGUUCUACGAGACUUGCUCUCCAAGAAAAACCACUGGUACUGGGGAGAAGAACAACAGGCCGCCUUCGAUCAGCUGAAAGCUGAGCUGUCAUCCACACCAGUGCUCACACUAUACAACCCCAACAGUGCAUUGAAAAUCUCUGCUGAUGCCUCUUCUUUCGGCCUAGGUGCGGUCCUGCUGCAGCAGAACAAAGAUGGCUGGUCACCUGUGGCGUACGCAUCACGAUCCAUGACACCGACAGAGCAACGCUACGCCCAAGUAGAGAAGGAGGCACUGGCAGCAACGUGGGCUUGUGAAAGGUUCAGCAGUUUCAUCCUGGGAAGACAAUUCGAGCUCGAAACCGACCACAAGCCGUUGGUGAGUCUGCUGGGAGGCAAAGCUCUGGAUGACCUCCCACCCAGAAUCCAAAGAUUUAGGAUGCGGCUUCUGAGGUACGACUACAUAGUCAAGCAUGUCCCCGGUAAAAGCCUAUGGACAGCCGACACCUUAUCUCGAGCUCCUCUGAGAUCUAAACAAACACACACAGACACAAGCCUGCUGGAGAACACCAACAUAUAUGUUGACUCUGUAAUCAGCAACCUUCCUGUCAGCGGGGACUAUCUGGCCAGCCUGCGCGAGCACCUGAAAGCAGACAGCACUUGCUCCACACUGAUGAAAUACUGCACAGAUGGCUGGCCUGACAAAAGCCAACUACAGGGAGAGCUGAAACGUUACUGGGAGGACAUGGCAGUACUGACUGUACACGAUGGCCUGCUGCUGCGGGGUACAAGGCUUGUCAUCCCAUCAGCGCUGCAAGGUGAUGUGCUGCACAGGCUACACGAGGGUCACCUGGGGGUGACAAAAUGCAGGGGCCGGGCCAAAGACACAGUAUGGUGGCCAGGACUCAGCAGCCAGCUGAACAACAUGGUGCUGAAAUGCAAAAUCUGCAUUAAAGAGAGACAGAACGUCAAAGAGCCGCUGAUGCCAACAGACAUGCCAGACAGGCCCUGGCAAACCGUGGGAGCUGAUCUGUUCACACUGAGAGGCAAGACUUACCUGCUAGUCGUAGACUAUUUCUCAAGGUACGUGGAAAUUGCACUACUGUCACCCACAAAAUCCACAGAUGUAGUGCUACACCUAAAAUCCAUGUUCGCCCGCCAUGGUAUUUGUGAAUUUUUUAAAAGUGACAAUGGGCCGCAAUUUUCAGGUAGCUAUUUUAAAGACUUUGCAGCCAAGUAUGGCUUCGUACACACCACAAGCAGCCCCAAGUUUCCUCAGAGCAAUGGGGAGGCCGAACGGGCUGUACAAACUGUGAAAAACCUAUUAACGAAAGCAUCAGACCCAUAUCUCGCCUUACUGGCCUACAGAGCAACCCCCCUGCAGAACGGAUACAGCCCAGCGGAGCUGUUGAUGGGGCGCCGCCUCCGUACUACUGUCCCCACUCUUCCGACCCAGCUGAACCCUGCUUUGCCAGACUACGACGAGGUGGGGGCCAAAGAAAAGGAGAAGAGGAAGAACGACGCAAGGUACUUCGACAAGCGGCACAGAGCAAGGACCCUGCGCCCACUCGUACCUGGAGAGGAUGUGUGGGUCACUGAUGCUCGAGUCGAGGGAACAGUGAUCUCACAACACAACACUCCUCGCUCCUACAUCGUUCAGGGGCCCCAAGGCACUCUGAGGAGAAACCGGCAUCACUUGGUGCCGCUGCAGACAAACAACGGGGUGGUCGACGCCGAGCCACAGGUGGAAGAGGAACCACCUACUCCAGAGGCCCCACCAGUGACAUCAUCUACCACCGCAGAGACUGUGCAGACCAGGGCCGGGAGAGAGGUGAGACCGCCACAAAGACUGGUAACACAAUGAGACUCUUAUCUG
Molecule: messenger RNA, 4011 nt
Organism: Engraulis encrasicolus (European anchovy)
Lineage: Eukaryota; Metazoa; Chordata; Actinopteri; Clupeiformes; Engraulidae
Exons: 1
Coding region: 1-3999 (1332 amino acids)
Biological process (GO): DNA integration
Molecular function (GO): zinc ion binding; nucleic acid binding
Source: RefSeq, a predicted model, not a curated record